AAAUCGCCAAUAUUUUUACUCAUAAUGAGGGUUUUGUAAGCAAAAAUUUAAUAAAAAAACAAAAAAACAAAUUGAAUAUUAAAAUUGAUGAAAGUAAAAUUGAUGAAAUAAUAACCGCAAGAAUAAUCAGAAAUCAGUCAAGCCCACAUUAUAAUGAAGCAUUUAGAAGAAUGAAAAGGAGUAUGAAUCUUUUUGUAAAUUUUAAAGAAGAUAAAAAUACUCAAGAACAUGUAGCUAAGAUAAUGGGACCAAGUUAUAGAUUAUCAGCAAGUGAAUGGACUUAUAGAUAG
Molecule: messenger RNA, 290 nt
Organism: Dentiscutata erythropus
Lineage: Eukaryota; Fungi; Glomeromycota; Glomeromycetes; Diversisporales; Gigasporaceae
Source: the annotation of a GenBank genome assembly